Molecule: messenger RNA, 2874 nt
Organism: Acipenser ruthenus (sterlet)
Lineage: Eukaryota; Metazoa; Chordata; Actinopteri; Acipenseriformes; Acipenseridae
Product: thioredoxin-interacting protein-like
Exons: 7
Coding region: 231-1406 (391 amino acids)
Biological process (GO): protein transport
Cellular component (GO): cytoplasm
Molecular function (GO): ubiquitin protein ligase binding
Source: RefSeq, a predicted model, not a curated record
GAAACUGAUCAACAAGGUCUGUGAGUCAUGGCAAAGGGUAGGGAUAUAAAAGCGAGGCUUCCUGGGUUUGUUUAUAGCGCUUAGGUUACAAACAGCAGACAGAAAAGAGCGAGCAGGCAAUUGAAAUAAGCACUUUGCGAGCGAGGUGCAUGGUCGAAAACGCAUAACGAUAUUUUGUUUUGUUCGACAUUGCAUUCGCGUUAAAUUCGGGAAACGAAACAGAAGCCAAAAUGGUUGUGAUGACAAAGAAGAUGAAGAACUUUGAGGUGGUUUUCAGCGACCCCAGCAAGACUUACUCGAGUGGAGAUAAAGUAGCGGGACGCAUUUUGGUGGAGGUAGCCGAGGUGACCAAGGUGUCGGCGGUGAGAGUCAUCGGCAUCGGAUGCGCCAAAGUGGAAUAUGCCAAGGGGAAACAGCGCUGCCGGGAGGACAUCGACUAUCUCCGCUACGAAGACACGGUCACUCUGGAUGACCAGCCAGCAGAUGCGGAUGGUUCAGUGAUACUGAGACCUGGAAAAAAAUACGAGUACAAGUUCGGGUUUGAGCUUCCACAACAAGGGCAGUUGGUCUCGUCCUACAAGGGGAAGUUUGGCAGCGUACAGUACUACGUUAAAGCAUUUCUUGAGCGUCCCAGUCAGCCGUUACUGGAAACCAGCACCAACUUUGAAGUGGUGGAGCCCAUUGACGUCAACACACCAGACUUGAUGUCACCCGCCGCUGGGACGAAAGAAAAGAAAGUGACUUGCAUGUUCAUUUCGGACGGACAGGUGUCACUCAAUGCCAGAAUCGACCGGAGAGGCUUUUGUCAAGGAGAGGAGAUCACGAUCGACGCAGACUUUGAAAACUCCUGCUCUCGCAUCGUGGUGCCCAAAGCAGCCAUCAUUGCCAAGCACACCUACCAGGCCAACGGCCGCACCAAAGUCUUCCAGCAGAAGCUGUCCUCCGUCCGGGGUAACCACAUCAUCUCCGGCAUGUGCGAAACCUGGAGGGGCAAGACCAUUCGCGUACCCAAGAUCAAGCCCUCUAUCCUGGCCUGCAACAUCAUCCGGGUGGAGUACUUCCUAAUGAUCUACGUCCACAUCCCUGGCUCUAACAAGCUGGUCCUGGAGCUGCCUCUGGUAAUCGGCACUAUCCCCUACAGUGGUUGCAGCAGCCGCACCAAUAGCAUGAGCAGCCAGGAGGGCAGCAGCGCAAACAACAGUUGGGUGUCUCUUCGCCUCCCCGAAGCACCCCCAAGUUACGGUGACGUCUCCAGAGACUGCCGCAUGGAGAGCCCUACCACGCCGCUGCUGGACGACUAUGAUGGCAGCGACAGCCCUCUGUUCAUGACAGCACCCAAGUUCCAGUUCUGUCCACCCCCAGCCUACACUGAGGUUGACGAAGAAUGCAAUGGCAACGCUUUGUAGAUUUGCUAAUAAAGGGGGUCGCUUAGCAACUUUCUACUGCGGGGUUUGCUCAACCUUCCUCAGCACUUUUCCUGGGAUUCCGACAACUAGGUGUAAAAGCACAAGUCUGGAGGUGACAGAAGGCCAGUGCCUUGGUCUUGAGAAGCAGGCUGGCUUUUUUGAGGAAUGGAGGAGAAAGAGGGCUCGGCCUGCUUGACGUCACCUGUGUGCCGACACUUCAGGCCCUGUAAAUGCAAAGAAAAAUAAGUCCAUAAACUUUUCUCAGCCAGGUCUAUUUGGUGCUUUGAAAAAAAAACGAUGCUUCUUUCGAUAAGCUGUUCUUCCUACUGAAAAAAAUGGAAACGAAAGGCCUAUAGCCGACGUUUUCUUUUUAUUUAAACAUACCAUUUCACAUCUAUUUUGUUAGUAAAGAAAUCUAGCAACAAAAUUACAUGGAAGAAUUGUAGAAUGUAGUACUGAAGGCUGAGGCAUCGGGCCCGAAGCCCCAGUCUGGAUUUAUUGGCUCUGCGCUCUGUUUGCUGCUUUCUUGGGGUUAGCUGGCCAUGCGAAUCUUUGUAGUCAUUCCAGUAAUCCUGUUUUUGCAGAGGACGUGUAGUUAAUGGCCAUGAGGGGGUAGAGAGGAGAAAUCCAGAACCGAUGGCAUAUGAGCAUUUCCUAGUCAAGAAAGCAGCAACGUUCAUUUUGUUUCUACAAGAAAAAUAAAGAUAUUUCAAUUUUGUAUUCAAUAAGAAUAUCAGCCACAUGGUUUCCUCAGGCAUCAGUCAGAGGAAUGGAGAUCUAUUACUUGGUCUUCCAAAGAGAUUGUAAAUCAGUGUUUUUCUUCCUUUUUUUUUUUACUGUAUUACAGCACUUUCUAAGAAUGCAAAUUGCUCUAUAACUGCCUGUGAGGAAAGUGAUGAAUUCCACUAUUUGUCUUCCGGAUUUUGUUACUGUUUUAAAAACAAUGUAUAAACAGAGAGCUUAAUUAUAUGUUUGAAGACGUUUCCUUGAUUGUCAGAGCAUAUCGGUUGCACACAUAAAAGAUAUGGGGCGGGGCGGGGCGGGGCGGGGGGGAUGUGAGUUAAUUCCCUCUGCCCCAGAAUACUUUUAAUAGCAAAGCAAAAUCUAAGGGAAACUAUUUAGGCAAAGUGUAAUAAAAGCCCAAACUUAAGACACUUUCAGUGCCAAAUUUGAAACUCGGUUUAAAACAGCAUUAAUUUUCUCUGACAAAUCAACAAAAAAAAUGCACCUUGUUCUGUUUGUAUUGUUUGAGAACUGCUCUCAGCACUGCGUUUUCAUUGGGUGAAUCUGAACCAAUGUUUUUUCUCAUUUGAACCUGUAAAAAAAGAGAUUUUAAAAAAUGUUUUUGUAUAUUUUUUUUUUGUAAUAUUUUGGAUAUUUUGUUUGAAAAAGAAGUAUUAUAUUUUGUAUUGUUUUUUAUAAACACUAUGGGUUAUUUUUUAUAAAUAAAAGUUUGAAAAUAAUAAAA